Messenger RNA from Caenorhabditis elegans, 403 nucleotides. It is a transcript of the gene nlp-64, whose product is annotated as Neuropeptide-Like Protein. The record is from RefSeq and is marked reviewed. The coding region runs from base 49 to 303 and encodes 84 amino acids. Lineage: Eukaryota; Metazoa; Nematoda; Chromadorea; Rhabditida; Rhabditidae. The transcript is spliced from 2 exons.
UUUUCAAGCUCUCCUCGUUUCACUUGUGUGUCUAUAUUCCAAUCUAAAAUGAUGGCUCAAAAAACGCUGAUUAUUGCUGUUAUGUUGGUUUGCUCCAUUUUGCAGCCAAUGCUUGCACUGGGAUCCCUGACUCCGUCUGCCGCAUUCAGAGCAAACAUGCAACAGCGAGAACGCUCGCCGAACACCUUGUUUUAUAUGGAUGGCGCUUCGAAACAAUAUGGCGACGAGAUUAAGGACCCAAUCUACAAACGUUUCAAGCCUUGUUACUACUCACCAAUUCAAUGUCUCAUCAAAAGAAAGUAGGAUAUUGUAAGCUAUUGUCACAAUUUUGUUCUAAAAGCUUUUAUAUGUUAAGACGUUCCGCCACAUUCCAUUUUAAGACGAAUGAAGUGAUAAUCUGUUG